CUUUUAGUAACUAUUUCGUAAUAAUUAUUGAAAAUGCCAGGCUGCAGCAAGAAAUGUGGCAAACAAAAAAAGCGAUUGUCGAAAGACUCAAAAAGAAGUCAAGAUAAAUACACAGAGACUGAAUACGUCUCAAGUGCAGAAGAUCUAACUGAUCGAGAUUCAAUAUUAUCCGAGGGAUUAGAAAUGAAGACAUCAGGAAAAAGUGCAGACAGUUUUCGAAGCAGAUCGCGACGAAAAGACGAGAAGUCUGCAAGAACUCCAGGAUCCACUCCAGGAAGAAAAGCUGAGAGAAGAGACCAGGAAGAUCGAACUCCCCCGACCCCGAAAGCCUCGAAGAAGUCAAAGAAGUCCUCAGGAGUCACCCACGAUGAGUAUUACUCUACGGAGGGGAGUUACAUAUCAACUCCAAGCGGCAAAAAACGGAGAACCCCAUAUUCCAGCGAGACCGAGGACACUUCAGACACAACGAAGAGUUAUCUGAAAUGUGUGGCGAUGGAUUUGUCAAAAUUUCUAGGAGAAGAAUCGACGGAAACCGAAUCCUUCGAGGACGACGGGGAUGGGAUCGAUUGCGAGGACGAGGUGUGCGGAGGAUAUAAAGUUGCAGUUAAAAAACAGAGAAAAGCCCCAUCAAGUAGUGAGUCCUCUGAGGAGGAGACCGGUGGCUCUGAAAAAUGUCCAGAAUUGUGUGAAGAUGAUCCCACGAAACUCCCCGAGGAGAAACCAAAAAAAUGCGACAGCAAUUGUCGCAGAAAGCAGUGGUUUGAGAGACAGAGAGAAAGGAGACAAGCAGAAAUGGAUGAUUAUUUAUUACGCAAGGGCUUCAGGUACUUCGAUGACAUGUGCAAAUGCUCCUUAAAGUGCAUUAUGGCCCAGAUGUGUGGCGACCCUUUUGUGAGAAAUUUUGCAUUUUCCACCGUGGGAUUUUUACUUGGGAUGAAACUCUGCUGGGAGCUCGAUGGGUUCUAUGUCAUUCUAUGAAUUCAGCGGUCAGUUUUUAUAAAUAAAUUCAAGUCUGAUGAGAAUGACAGAAUGCGUGCUUUCUGCGUUGAACCGAUAUCCACGAUUUUUAUAUUAUUAAUGUGCAUGAUAUUCCGAUUGAAUUUCCCAGGUUUUGGAUUUGAACUAUGAGAACGCUCCACUGGAGUGUCGGGAACUCAAUUUUUUUUUAUACGUAAAAUUACACAAU
Fopius arisanus is the source of this 1186-nucleotide messenger RNA. Its product is annotated as transcriptional regulator ATRX homolog. Bases 34 to 978 code for a protein of 314 amino acids. The transcript has 3 exons. Lineage: Eukaryota; Metazoa; Arthropoda; Insecta; Hymenoptera; Braconidae. The record is from RefSeq and is a predicted model, not a curated record.